Messenger RNA from Phragmites australis (common reed), 1589 nucleotides. RefSeq lists its product as uncharacterized. The transcript has a single exon. The coding region runs from base 136 to 981 and encodes 281 amino acids. Lineage: Eukaryota; Viridiplantae; Streptophyta; Magnoliopsida; Poales; Poaceae. The record is from RefSeq and is a predicted model, not a curated record.
UCAUAAGUCAUACCACACGCCCUCCCUCACACAGAACAUUCUACAAGCCAUCGCUCUCUCUCUCCCACACACAAGCUAGAAGCCUAGAACACCUCAAAGCCACAGGCCAGAGCGAGCAAGGAAGGAAGGAAGCAUAUGCAGUACACGCUCCCUCUCCUGAACAUGCAAGGUCCUCCACGGAGCAGCAAGCCGCAGCAGUUGAUGAGGACGGUCUCCAUCUCCAUCCUGGUGAUGUCGCUGCCGGUGCUCUACGUCUCCUACCUCCACGUCCCGCCCGCCGCCCUCUUCAGGGACACCACCUUCUGGUUCCUCAUGUCCAACUCCAUCAUCAUCGUCAUCGCCGCCGACUCCGGCAUGCUCUUCUUCGGCUCGUCCUCCUCGACUGUCGACGACGACAGCGGUCCCCCUUUCGUUGUCUCCGGCGGCGAGCAGGCCGCCGUCAAGAACGGCCUCGCGUCGACGGCUGUCUAUGCCUCUGACGAGGUGGUGCUGCCUGUGGAGGUCGUCAAGAACCAAGCAUCGGUUGUGAGGGAGCAAGGAGACCUGACGGUGAUCGCCGAGAACGACCACGCAUACGCAUUGGUCGUGGGAAACGAUCAAGCAGAACAAGUGGGAAGCAAGCCGGCGGAGAGCAGAGAGAUUAUGUUGAGCCCGUCCACCGACGCCGGCGCAAGGCCAAGGCUGACGGCGAGUAGGAGCCUUGCGAGGGAGGAGAGGACGAGGAGGCGACACAGCCACAGGCCAUCGCACUCGCACGCGCUGGUGCCGGUGCAGGACAAGAGCGUGGUCGUUAGGGAGGAGAAGCAGCUCCGGCGCACGGCGACGGAGGGUCGGCCGACGGCGCCGGAGGAACAGGAGAAGGAGAGCGAGUACUCGAGGCUGUCGGACGAGGAGCUGAACCGGAAGGUGGAGGAGUUCAUCACCAGGUUCAACAGGGAGAUCAAGCUGCAGCUGGAGAAGGAGCAAGCUGCAACAGCUUGAUGCAUCCAUGCAAAUUAAUCAAGCUCUCAUGUUUCAUGUCACGUCCAUGCAGAUGCUUCUAGUUGUUAGGAUCUUAGAGGGGGGGGGGGGGGUUCUUCUUUGUUGUGUGUGUUGUGCUUGCACUAGUAGCUUCUUCUUUGUUGGCUCCUCUUGGUAGUCUUCUGGUGCAGAAGAGUGAGGUGAGAGGGACAUCAAAAUCAAGGCUGAGAUUUGUACAUCAAAACGGGGAGACGGAUCAAGAUCGAGAUCGUGUAGCACAGUAGCAGUUGUGACUUGUGAGGCCAGGCUUUGGAUUUUGCAUGCACGCACGCAUGCAUGGGAAUAAUAAAACAAGAGGCAGAGCAGGAGAGUUGAAUAAGUUUGCUGCUGCCGCCUUGUUAACUGCAAGUGCCCUCUGCGUACGUCCUGCACCAAGAUCGUCUUGUCCUGAACUCCUGAAGAAUUAUCAGAAAGAGGGGGCCCACUGCAAGAACUCCAGAAUUUUCAUCAACCUCCGCGUGUUUGAAUUGUUUUCUGUGAACAAAAUUCGUGUGUUCCUAACAAAGCUUAUGUUACCACUGUAAAAGAGGAAAUGAUAAACAUGGGGAAAAGUUGAAAAUUUUAAAUUU